Molecule: messenger RNA, 1939 nt
Organism: Rhodamnia argentea
Lineage: Eukaryota; Viridiplantae; Streptophyta; Magnoliopsida; Myrtales; Myrtaceae
Product: cysteine synthase
Exons: 11
Coding region: 42-1397 (451 amino acids)
Cellular component (GO): cytoplasm
Molecular function (GO): cysteine synthase activity
Source: RefSeq, a predicted model, not a curated record
GGGCUGGCUUGCAGGCCCUCGGAGCCCGCGAUACGGCCCGAAUGCUGAAGAGUGCGAACGAACAGAAAUAUAAAAAAACGAAAACCCAUCUAUAUCCAUCGUCUUCUUCGGACUCUCGUAGAGCUCUGAAAAUGGCGGCAUCAGCAUCCACGCUUCACCUCCUCCCUUCUCUUCCUCCAUUUGGCGCUUCCACUGCACGGCCUCAGCGGCGUCAUCUCGUGUCCUUCAAGACUUCGCGCGUCUCUCCAGUGAAUGCAUUUUCCUCCUCCUCCUCCUCCUCCUCCUCCUCCUCCGGCUCCUUCGGUGGAAGGAGACUCGGUCCCAUCGUCCUCACUAGAGCUGCUACUCCACUUUGCACGAGGCACCAGCAAGAAGAAGAUGAGGAGGAAGUUGAAAUUAACGAGGACGAGGAAGUAGAAGAAAUCGAACAUGAAGACUAUGAAGAAGAAGAGGACGACGAGCAAGACCUGCAAGCUGUCAACAUAGCCGAAGAUGUUACACAGUUGAUUGGGAGAACGCCAAUGGUAUAUCUCAACAAGGUCACGAAAGGCUGUGUGGCUAAUAUUGCUGCUAAACUUGAAUCUAUGGAACCAUGCCGAAGCGUUAAAGAUAGGAUCGCUUAUAGCAUGAUAACUGAUGCAGAAGAGAGAGGAUUAAUCUCACCCGGAAAGAGCAUACUGGUUGAACCGACCACUGGAAAUACAGGACUUGGCAUUGCUUUUGUCGCUUCUGUCAAGGGAUACAAAGUAAUUGUCACCAUGCCUGCAUCAAUUAAUGUUGAAAGGAGAAUACUAUUACGUGCUUUUGGUGCUGAUAUUGUUUUGACUGACCCUGAGAGAGGCCUGCAAGGUGCUGUUGACAAAGCUGAAGAAAUUGCCCUUAGGAUGCCAAACGCUUACAUGUUUCAACAGUUUGAUAAUCAGGCGAAUGCAAAGAUACAUUUCGAAACCACAGGACCAGAAAUAUGGGAGGACACAAUGGGUAAUGUUGACAUACUCGUUGCUGGAAUUGGAACCGGUGGUACGGUUACGGGUACUGGGCGUUACUUGAAAAUGAUGAACAGAAACAUUAAGGUAAUUGGUGUGGAGCCUGCAGAGAGGAGCGUAAUAUCAGGGGAAAAUUCAGGAUACGUCCCUAGCAUCUUGGAUGUUAAAUUGCUUGACGAGGUUGUUAAGGUUACCAAUGAUGAAGCCAUCCGAAUGGCAAGGAGGUUAGCUUUGGAAGACGGUUUAUUGGUUGGCAUUUCUUCUGGAGCUGCUGCAGCUGCUGCCAUUAGUUUAGCAAGCAGACCCGAAAACGCAGGAAAACUUAUAGCGGUAAUUUUUCCAAGUUUUGGAGAGAGGUACAUCCCUACUGUUCUGUUCAAUUCUAUCCACGAGGAAGUUCGAAAAUUGUGACACUGUAAGAAUUUGAGACGGAUGAACGUCCCCCUUCAAGCCAAGGGGCGAGCUUGUCCAUACGGUCUUUUGCAAAUGACGAGGCCUUGUCUACAUUCUGAUGGAGAGAACUAAAAAGGGCUGACUUCUGGAGCAAUUUUUGCAUGGAAGCACCAAAAGUAGGCAUAAAAAUUUGUGGACAUCCUUGGACUUGCUCGCCCGAGAAAAGAGAUGAUAAAGACAGGUGAAUUUUCCUUGAAUUGUCCCAUUGUUGAGUCUCUUACGGACUGAUCGAUAUCCCAUAAUCAGAUGGUUGUUCGUCCUAGUUUGUGUGUACACAAAGAUCGAAGCAAACUUGUAGGGCAAGGUUGAUCUGCUUCUUGACGAGUCCAUUGAUCAUCCUCAAUAUGUUUAAUCCCUUUUGCUCUCUCUGCCCUAGUUAUCAUAGAUGUUUCAUUUAUUACUGGAGAAAGAGGAUGUCCGUUCAAAUGUAUGAAAUGGUCAACAGGCAUAUCCUCCUGUUUUUUUUUCUGCAACUGUAAAUAUGCAGCAGCAUCAAAUUG